AUGGCGGAAGGUUCUUCAGCGAGUUGUGAUCUUGACGACGACAAUGGUAAUCUGUUAACUCACUGUACUGAUCAGUAAACGUUUCAGAAAAUUUAGUAUCAAUCAUGUUAAUUAAUUUUUGUAAGAUUCCCGACUUAAAAAUUCGCCAAGUUCGUAAUUAUUCAUAAAUAACAGGAAAGCUGUCCAGCUUUCCUGUUACUAAUUAAACAAUUAGAAUAAUUAUUAAACGAAUAAUAAUAAUAAGUAACAGGAAAGUUGUAUAACUUUCCUGUUUUAUUUUUUAAGCAAUUAUGUACCACAUAUAUAAAGAUUUAGCUGAAAACGUGUUGUGGAUUCUUGAAAGGUGCGUUACAUUGAUUUAAGAAAUUGGAACUACAAAAAUUGUUUAUUCGUUUGGUCGUCUAAAAUUUUUGUCGGAGAAACACAAGGUCAAAUACUUAUGAUAGUAUCAAUUUGUGGAAACUAUUUUGAAUACUGCUCUGUGACUUUCGUCAAAAUUUUACCCUCAGAUGUCCCUCCACUGGAAGACAUGUCAGAACUGAUCAAUCAAGUCAACAAUUUACGAGAAAAUGUGACAGCUAAACCUUCGUGUGAUCAAUCGGUAACUGCAAACACACAGCCAAAGAAGAAGACAGUAUCUUCUGCUCAGGUAGUCUUUUAGAAGAUUUUAUUUAACCCUUCAAUUUCCAUGAGUGACCAAGAAAGAUUUCUGUUUACAACAUCAAUACAAUAUCAAACACCAAUUGACAAGAAUAAAGAAAGAUAUCAAUUGGGGGAUUAUUAGUUGAUCCAAUAAGAAAUCCCCCAAACUGACACCAUCAGAACUUUAUGAGAGACAGUAAGAGGAAUUAAUGAUGAGAUCUUAGGAGUGAAAAGGUUAAUGUGUGCCUUGGUGAUAAGGGUUUAAUUUAUGUUUUGGCCCUUUUAUAGCUCCAUAGUUUUGCUUGCUGAACUGUGUACUGGGAAGAGUGAUAUUAAAUUGUAAACAAUAUUUUUAAACAAUUAACUGUGGAUGACUAUAACUUGUGUUGCUUGUGAUGCUUGUUAUAGGGUCUCAAGUCUGCUCAAAAUGAGAAGACAUUUGGUGGAUUCAAGAAAGGCUUUUUGAUGAAUUCAAAACCUAAAAAGGAAACCUCCAACGCUUCAUUAAAACCUUUGAAAAAAGACACUGAUAUUCCGGUCAUCAAAGCCAGAAAUCCAGAGCAAAAGGGGAUGGAAAUUCCAGAAGUUCAAGAGGCAAUGAAAUCUAGUGGCAAACCAAGCUUGGAAGGCAAAGGUCUGGUCAGUUAGUUACCAAGGGUGACUAACAUACAAUUUCUCCUCACAAUAUCAUCCUUGAAUCAUACAUGUAGGUCAUGGGAAUAAAGGAAAUGAUCACCUACUAAAGAAGCUCUUGACUGUUAAAACAAAUUCUCCCUGUUAACACCAUAGGAACAGUAUGAAGAAUAUUCACACUGAUGCUAGGCUAUUAAGGGUUAAUAGACUUCAGAUGCCUGCUAAUAAUUUCAACCCAUAAUCUUGGCUCCUUUCUUGGUAUAUACCCUGUCUUGGUUAUAGCUGUCUAUUCCACAAUCAGCAUCCAUUUAUGAUAAAAAUUGAGUGAAACCUCUUCUUCCCUGUUAAUGAAAAUAUCCAAGCACAUGUAUUUUUUGGUUCAUGGGACAGGGGGCUCAAUAGAAAGAUGCCUCUGUGAGAAGGGUACAGACAUGGAUAUUUUCUGAAACAACAGCAAGAGGAAGAAUGGGCUGUGUUUUAAAAAAGGCAUGAAAAUCUUGAAAGAUUAUAGAUAUUAAUGACUGAGUAACAAAUACAAAACAUUCCCUUUCUGUUACUGCCAAGAUCACUUCUGCACCAUACAAAUUGUACUGAGGUUGUAUUAGUGAAGUGAGUUUAUAAAAUCAAUGUUCUCUUCAUUAAAAUAAGUAAUUGUUUUUGUCAACUCUAGACUGGAUUACAGAGGAUCUUUUGAAAAAAGUUGAGCGCAAUCCUGCUCUGGCCAACAAGCUGACAGAUCCUAAGUUUAGAGCAAUUCUGGAACAAGUGGGCACAGAUCCUUUGAAAGCAUUGUCCAUGAUUGGAAAGGACCCAGAAAUGCAGAAAGUUAUGCAGGAGUUCAGUGGAUUGAUGGGAGAGUACUUCACUACUCUUGGAGAUUCCAUGGCUCAAGGGGUGAGUGUCUUGCCUGGGUAGAUUGUUUCUAAAGUUUCCUUUCCCCUUAUUACAUUCAAAAGAGAAAAAACAGUUUCAAUUACUAGGACAGAAUAAAUUUGGUAGCACAAAUGAGACAUGAUUUCCUUGUUAUGAUCUUUUUAACUGCUACGCUUGUCAGAAGUCUCACUCUUUUACCUGUUACAAAUUAUACUAGAUCUCUUACUUGUCCCCUCCCUCUUCUCAGUGUUAUCUGUUGCUGCUUCCAGUGAGGAGGAAUUUAGUUUUUGGUAGGUUACCUCCUCCCUUGUGAUUUGUUGAACUGCUAUGGAACACCAGUACCAGGAACCAAGGUCCCUGGUCCUUUAAACCUUUUCACACACCCUAACAUACUUAUAUUCCACGCUGUUUUCUAUGCAUUUCCCUAAGUGCUGAUAAGGAGAAUUUGUUCAACAAACACGAGCCUUUUUAGUUGGUUAUCGUCUUCUUCAUUCUCGUGACCUUAAUGUUCGAUUCAGAGAUGAUAUGUAAGGAGAAAUUAGAUAUUAGUCACUCUCAUGGGUCUAAAGAUCAAUGAAGGACAACGAUCAUGAUCUCAGCAAGGACUCAGACCUGAAUAUUUCCACCCAGGAUCCAACACACUGAUGAUUGGUUUACUCUUUCUGAUAUUUACCCAUGCUUCCCUUGAUGCAUUCAAACCAAAUGGAUUUUAAAGAAUUAGUAGCCAUGGGCUCUAUGUAGAUUUUUUUCCUUUGAAAUUGUCUAUAAGUCAAGGAAAAUGAACAUAAUUUUCAACCCUACCAUUAUCACAUUUUUUGUUUGCACUUUUUGUCAUGUGGUGACAUGUUUGCAUGGUUAGUGCGAGGUAAAAUUUUCCUUGUUUGCUACUUUGUUUUGCACAGCUGUAUACUGUGUUUUAAAAUUUUUUACCAAAGACAUCAGCCAAUGCUUCCAAGACACAAGGAAGUGAUAUUGGCCUGACAGAGAGAUCAAGUACAAGACAACAGACAGCUGUACCUCCCUCCCAAGAGGAUGAGGCUAAAAUGCGAGAUAUUUUAUCAGACCCAGAAGUGAUGAAAGUACUUCAAGAUCAUCAAAUACAGAGAUUAUUAACCAUGAUGAAAACCAACCCAGAGGCAGCACAAUUGUGAGUUGUGUUACAAGAAUUGACUAAUUGUUUAUGGUUCAGUAAGAUCUUUCAAGUAAAACAGAUACCAUGGGGGUGAACAAAAAUUCUGAGAUGCUAAUUCUUUUGCCCAGGAGAACAAAUUACCUUUUUUGGUCUUAUUAAAAAGGAUCUCAUUAAUGACAGUUCAGAGACCUGGUAAGCAGGUCACAAUGAAACCAUGGACUUCAUUUCACCUGAUCAUCUUUUUAUCCUUUAGACCAGGCUGUUUGAACCCUUGGGAAUUUUAAAUGACUUGGUUCCACUGUAAUAUAUUAGGUGACAACUAGAGUCCAAGUCAUGCCAGGGUUAAAUCUUUAUACAGACUUCCUUCUCAGUUUGUUUGAGACUGCCCCCCCCCUCCACUUAUUCCCCAAGAGCUACAAUCUAAUCAGAAUUCAGUAUACCCAUAGUAUGCAGUAAUUAUAGUUACUCUUAAAACUCACAUUUACUCAUAGAUUAAGAGGGGGGUGGUAAUUUCUUGAUUGCAGCUAAAUUGUGUGAAGUAUUUCUCUUCUAGUAGAUAAUCUUCAGGGACAUAUCUAGUGGAAAACUUUUGCAAUUGAUACAGGUCAUAUUUCACCUCCAAGCUGAUGGGUCAUAAUUGUGAACAGUUCUUUGUAUUUAUAAUGUUAAUCUCACUUUUCUUUCUACAGGGAAGUUAACAGAGCCACUCCAGAAAUGAGGGUAAAGUUACAAAAACUGGUGGAAGUGGGGCUGUUAGGCUUUGCCCGGUGACCUAAAAUUCCUGGUGCUUAACUCAAGAUAUAAGUAUCAAAAGAGCAAAAGAAAAUUAGAUCAUCAAGCUUAAAUAUUACCACAUGGCUCAAUCAACCACACUAGUGUACAAACACAAUCUUGUGGAUAGUGUAAUAUUGAUGGUUACAAAGCACUUGAUCAAUUCUGCAAUUCAUCUUACCUUUACAAAUCCCCUCACUACUCAGGUUGCCAAGGAAAACUGCUUUGACAACAGGUUUUUUUUUUUUUCCUUUCCACUCUCAUUAGCAAAACAACAGAUGCCCUCUAGAGUGCAUCAUAGGAGAAAGACUAUGAGAAAAGUUAUUUAGAAAGAAAAAGUCCUUUUCAAAAGCUAGUUGUAUCUUAACAAAUUGUUCUUCUGCAACACUCCUCCAUGGUCAUAAUGCAAUUGAUCAGGUUACAAGUUUAACAAUAGUUAGCAUGGGAAGUAAGCCAAGUUUGCAUAAUGACUUUGAUACAGAGAGCUACUUAUAAAGACAGUAUGAAGUCUACUAUUUGUGACCAGGGGCUCAUAACAUUGUAGAGGUUAUGUUGCUCUGUUGUUACUGAAUGGGUUUGUGAGUUUAUUUGUUUUUUUGUUUUGUUUUUUUUAACUGAGAGUUUCACUCUUUCUAUUUAAACACAAACUGGUAGAAGACAAAAAUAGAGAGGCAACAAACUGAAGUAUGUGUUCACAAUGUAACAACCUUCAAGUUGAUAAUAUAGUUUGGAUUGAAGCAUCAUGGAAUAUAUUGAUUCUUCUUUUAUCAUCAAUAAUAAAGAAGAAAUAUUAUCACAGGGGCUCUCUCUUCAAGAGGGUUUGUUGAUAGCUGCUGAUGCUCCAUAACAAUGAAAACUUGAAAUGAAAUCUCUGUACACUGAAUAUUUAGCUCUCAUAGCAUCUGUAUCACCAAUGCCUUGAAGGUAAACACAAUUUUCAUCAAUCUCUUUAAACACUAUUUCUGGCUGCUAACAACACUAACACAGGUAAAAGCAAAGUCAAAGUUGCCAUUAUUGAGCAUUCUAGUGACUUUUACUUUGCAUCACAUCCAAAAUUACAGGUAAGAUUUACAGAGAAUAUAUUCAAACAAUUAACAUGACACAGGGCUGUAUACUUCAACUAAUUUUAUAACAUAGCUAGUAAAUUUGUCUAAUCAAAUUCAAUUGCACAAGCGUGCUUCAUAUUCCUAUUGUGCACGCUCAUGACGUCAGCAAACAAAUCCCUCAAGCAAAAAAAUUUUCCAUGGGGUUGAAAAUGUUAUAAAACAAUUGGUUCAUGCAUCAGCUAUGCGUUCAUCGAGAUAUGAAGCACUUGGGAAGUUUGGAGAGCACUCAAGAAGCUAGAGUUGCUUUGGGUACGCCUCAAGCAACUCUUACGCAUCUUUCAUGCUCUCCAAACGUCCCGUGUGCUUCAUAUCUUGAUGAACACAUGCUGAUGUAUGAACCAAUUGUUAACUGCAGCUCAAUGUUACUCAGAAUAGUCAUUACAUGUCCCUCCAAAAUCAAUCAUGAUGUCAAAAGUGUGAUGCGCAUACAAGACUAGCAGCAAUGUUUAUUUUGUCCAUUUGUGAUGUCUUGCAUUCAAGAAACUCUGAGAGAGAACUCUUAUGGUUUUAAACAAUAAUUCCC
Molecule: messenger RNA, 5680 nt
Organism: Pocillopora meandrina
Lineage: Eukaryota; Metazoa; Cnidaria; Anthozoa; Scleractinia; Pocilloporidae
Source: the annotation of a GenBank genome assembly